AUGACAUACACCCUCCUCGCCUUCCUCCGCCGCAAACCCGGCCUCACGCCAACUGCCUUCAAAUCUCACUACGAGAACCACCACAUCCCCCUCCUCAAGGACAUUCUCGGCCCUGGCCGCUUCCCUACCGUCCACAAACGAUACUAUUUACCCCGGGUCGAGGAGUCUAUCCCAGACAUCAAGGACAAAUCCCCAGGCGAGACCACCGCUACUGAUCCCCGUCCCCCCCGCGAGGGAGUCAUCCUCCCCAGCACCGUAGCCGGGGAAUUCUCCUGGGACUGCUGUGCAGAGGUUGUCUUUCGUGAUCAGGUCCACUACGAGGCGUUUCAUGAGGCGUUAGUGGCACAGGGGGAGCGGUUACGCGCGGACGAAGAACGGUUUUUGGAUCGGGGGAGGAUGAGGGUUGUGUAUUUUGUGGCGGGGGCGGAGGUUAGUACUUUUGCUGGGUAG
Aspergillus nomiae NRRL 13137 is the source of this 450-nucleotide messenger RNA. RefSeq names its product EthD domain-containing protein. Gene Ontology annotation, molecular function: oxidoreductase activity. Bases 1 to 450 code for a protein of 149 amino acids. The transcript has a single exon. NCBI's taxonomy places the organism in Eukaryota, Fungi, Ascomycota, Eurotiomycetes, Eurotiales, Aspergillaceae. The record is from RefSeq and is a predicted model, not a curated record.